This is a messenger RNA of Urocitellus parryii (Arctic ground squirrel), 926 nucleotides long. RefSeq names its product tescalcin (gene Tesc). NCBI's taxonomy places the organism in Eukaryota, Metazoa, Chordata, Mammalia, Rodentia, Sciuridae. The record is from RefSeq and is a predicted model, not a curated record. Gene Ontology annotation, molecular function: calcium ion binding.
AGGCCGCGCUCGGCCCCACGCGGAGCCCGCGGCACGGAGCUGUCCCCGCGUCGCGACCCGCCUCGGACCCAGGCCCCGGCGGCCGCCGCGCAGCCAGGCGCAGGUCGGCGAGGGCAGCGGCCCCGGCCCGCGCGCACCAUGGGCGCUGCCCACUCCGCGUCCGAGGAGGUGCGGGAGCUCGAGGGCAAGACCGGCUUUUCCUCGGAGCAGAUCGAGCAGCUGCACCGGAGGUUUAAGCAGCUGAGUGGAGACCAGCCCACCAUCCGCAAGGAGAACUUCAACAACGUCCCCGACCUGGAGCUCAACCCCAUCCGAUCCAAAAUCAUCCGUGCCUUCUUUGACAACAGGAACCUGCGCAAGGGGCCCAGCGGCCUGGCCGACGAGAUCAACUUCGAGGACUUCCUGACCAUCAUGUCCUACUUCCGGCCCAUCGACACCACCCUGGGCGAGGAGCAGGUGGAGCUGUCUCGGAAAGAGAAGCUGAGAUUUCUGUUCCACAUGUACGACUCGGACAGCGACGGCCGCAUCACCCUGGAAGAAUAUCGAAAUGUGGUGGAGGAGCUGCUCUCCGGAAACCCCCACAUCGAGAAGGAGUCGGCCCGCUCCAUCGCCGACGGGGCCAUGAUGGAGGCGGCCAGCGUGUGCGUGGGGCAGAUGGAACCGGAUCAAGUGUAUGAGGGGAUCACCUUCGAGGACUUCCUGAAGAUCUGGCAGGGAAUCGACAUCGAGACCAAGAUGCACGUCCGCUUCCUCAACAUGGAGACCAUCGCCCUCUGCCACUGACCCGCCGCUGCCUUCCAGAGAAGCCGCGGAGAGAGGGACAGCCUGGCCCGGCCUCCGCUGYGGCUCCUGUAAAUUGUGGACAGGGUUUGUGUCCCCUGUGCCAUCCAGGCUGUGGUAUGUGGGACUUUGCAAUUUUUAUCUCU